This is a messenger RNA of Symbiodinium necroappetens, 2454 nucleotides long. NCBI's taxonomy places the organism in Eukaryota, Dinophyceae, Suessiales, Symbiodiniaceae. The record is from the annotation of a GenBank genome assembly.
AUGGCAGCUGCUGUGCUCAUAUUUGCUUUGCUGCUGCAGCAGGCCCACGCUGCCUCGUCCGGCUGUCGCGGCGACGCGUGCUCCUCCGGCAAUGCCUGGUUGCAGCUGCAUGGCAGCUUCAACAAGGCGACCACGUCGGAGAGCACGUUCCAGCCUGUCGAUGGGGGUAUGGGCCGGGCCUGCCGUGGAAGCAGCCCUGGUGACAAUCGGCCGAGCUACUACCAGGUGAUGCCUGCUGGAUCCGGUUCUCUGGAUGCCUGCAAGGACGAAUGCCUGGCGGAUGCCCGUUGCAAAGGCAUCGAGUACAGUCCUGGCCGCUGUGAGGUUUGGACCCGCACCGAGGGCAUCCAGGCCUCAAUCCCACUGAAUGGCUUCAGCUGCUACAGCUACGGCGAGCCAGAAACGACCCUGCCACCACGGGUUGGGCAGUGGGAGGCUGUCGAUGGUGCCACGAAUCGUGCAUGCCGGGGUGCCAGUCGAGGCGACAAUUCUGCUGAUCACUACUCCGUCGUCCGAGGGCUCUUUACGCUCGCCGACUGCCAAGCCGAAUGCACCCGGCAGCCUUUUUGCCAAGGUGUCGAAUUCAGCCCAAACCGCUGCGAAAUUUGGACUCGAGCAGAAGGCAUCCAGGCUUCAGCUCCGGUUUCGGGCUACAGCUGCUACCGCUUCCUUGAUCCAAGCAUGUCGACGACCACUCCAUACCCGCCUGGAUCGUUUGAAGCAGUGAAUGGCGGCAAGGACCAAGCGUGCCGAGGAGCCAGUGCAUCGGACAACAGGCCGAGCUACUUCGAUGUCAUCCCAGACGUCUCGAGCAUUACAGCCUGCAAGGCCGAAUGCAUGAAGGAACCAUCAUGCACCGGAAUCGAGUACAGCCCGGGCCGCUGUGAAAUUUGGACGCGCGCUGCCGGCAUCGAAGCAUCCAUCACGCUCAGUGGCUUCAACUGCUGGCGCCGAACGGAGGAGCCUGGCGUGCGCUCUUGUUCUGCGACGAACGGUGAGGGAGGAGCUACAGAUGCUAUCUGUGCCGAAACAUGCAGCUAUCUGGACGCUGACCAGUGGCCCUGCGGCGGCGGCGGUCCCUGCCUGUGCAGCGGAGGAGCCACCAUUCUGCCCACGGCUGCGCCCACGACGACUAUGCGGAGCACCACGGCAGCCGCAACUACUGCCACGAUGUCGACGACCUCCAGCACCACCAUCAGGGCGACAACCAGCGCCAGGACCACCACUGCGGCAGGCACCACCCUCUCUACGCCCUCCACCACAUUGGAUAGGUCCAUUCAAGCUCUGGAGAGCUCCAACUCUGACGGUGUCUUCAUGUACGACACUGGUAGUGGAUGGCUUCCAUCGGACAUCUACACAUGGCCGGACAUGAUUGAGGCCGUUCGCCUUAUGGCCACGAGUGGUAUCGGGAGCCUGAAACUCUGGCUGGGCGACACGAACCACGUGUAUGGCCUGGUAAAUGUAGCCGCCUUCUUGGCGCAGUGCAUGCAGGAGACGAUCCAAUACAAUGCCUGCGAUGAGAACAACUGGAGCGACAAGGCGGUGGUCCAAGAGGCGGGCGGCGCAACCUACUCAGCAGCGUCGGCUUGUGGUCAGCUCCAUCAGUCCUAUCAGGAUUACAGCUGCUCGCCAGAGGAGGACGCCCUCGCUGGCGGAAAGAUGGCCUGUGAUGUCGACCCCAACAUGGAGAUGCGGGCCUACACGCAGGCCGGCUGGUAUGGAGCCCCGGCGAAGCUCUUCUGCGCGCCCAAGUCCAAGGUGCCCAAGGCCCCAAGGUGGGACUACAGCGCACCAUGGUGCGCGCCAGAAGAUGGAUAUGGCCAUGUCCCCCCCUUUGCUGACAAUGUGCCCCUGGACGAGUACUUCGACUACGUCAAUGGAGGUGGCAGCUGCAAGGACUACCAGGGCAUCAAGACAGGAGGAUGGAAGUUCACAGGUGAGGGCUGCGUCGAUGGCGCUUGCCCAAAUCCAGAUGCGCCCUUGUUUGGGCAACCGGAGGGCCGUGAGGACUUGGAGGGCUGCUGCUGGUGGGGCCGAGGCGUUAUCCAGACAACGGGAACAUGCAACUUCGGGAAGCUGAACUUCUUCAUGGGCAAGAGGGCCGCGGACGAGGGAAGAUCCUCUAUUUAUCCGCAGAUCGACUUUUGCAAGAACCCGAACUCCAUCUGCGAUCCCAGCAGCCCACCGGAGCUGAAGUGGGUGGCUGGCAUGUUCUACUGGCUGAACGCCGUGCAGCCCUACAGCUCCGGCGGCUGGGAUUACAUCGCGGAGCUGAAGAAGUGGGUGGAUAAUGGCAUGCAGAAGGGCGAUCGAUCCUUCAUCAACGGGGCCUCUGGCAUCGUGAAUCGUGGCUGCCACAAUCCACCCAACUGUGGUACCGGAGAGCUUCAUGCGGCCACGGAGCGCGCGGCGAAUUUCGACAAGGUCCUGGAAGCCAUGGGCUUGAUGGGCUAG